Messenger RNA from Alligator mississippiensis (American alligator), 741 nucleotides. It is a transcript of the gene ATP6V1F, whose product is annotated as ATPase H+ transporting V1 subunit F. Lineage: Eukaryota; Metazoa; Chordata; Crocodylia; Alligatoridae. Gene Ontology annotation, cellular component: proton-transporting V-type ATPase, V1 domain; membrane. Gene Ontology annotation, biological process: proton transmembrane transport. Gene Ontology annotation, molecular function: proton-transporting ATPase activity, rotational mechanism. The transcript has 2 exons. The record is from RefSeq and is a predicted model, not a curated record. The coding region runs from base 65 to 424 and encodes 119 amino acids.
GCCGCAGCACCCGGAAGCGCGGCGGAAAGGGGCGGACGGCGGCUGCGGGGGGUCAGUCGGCGCCAUGGCCGGACGCGGGAAGCUGCUGGCGGUGCUGGGCGACGAGGACACGGUGACCGGGUUCCUGCUGGGCGGCGUGGGCGAGCUGGACAAGCACCGCAAGCCCAACUUCCUGGUGGUGGAGAAGGAGACCAGCAUCACCGAGAUCGAGGAGACCUUCCGGAGCUUCCUGAGCCGCGACGACAUCGGCAUCAUCCUGAUCAACCAGUUCAUCGCGGAGCUGAUCCGGCACGCGAUCGACGCGCACACGCGCUCGCUGCCGGCCGUGCUGGAGAUCCCCUCCAAGGAGCACCCCUACGACGCCACCAAGGACUCCAUCCUGCGCCGCGCCAAGGGCAUGUUCACGGCCGAGGACCUCCGAUAGGCGCGCGGGGCGCCCUUCCCCCCCCACACGCACACCCCGGGGCCGGGACCCCUUCUUCGUCUUGUGUGCUGAGCCCCCUUUCCCCGUCGCACCAGUACACCCCAGUUCAGGGCCCUGCACCUUCUCUGGGGUCCCCGGGCCAGCUCUGGGGGCUGGGCACGGAUCCUCGUGUUGCCCCUGCACGAUGCCCGAUGCCCUUGUCCGCAGGGGGUGGGAGGGCUGCCCCCCCCCAUGCUGUUUCGUAGCACCCGGUGCCCACCCCUGUCUCUCGUGUUUGUGAGUGCACUGCCCUGUCAUUAAAUAAGUCCCCAAAUGUG